AACGCUCACCUGCAGGAGUUUGAGGACAGACAGAUUCUUAACGUAGCUUCAGACACGGUGGACUUCAUGCUUUCUAAAAAACUAGCAGUUGAGCAAAAGUUGCUGCAGAUGCUUUUGCAAAAACUGGGCAACCAUAACAUCUGGCUGCGUGCACGGGAAAUCUUCAAACACUCUCUGAGUGAGGGCUAUUACCCAGGUGUGUCGGCUCCUCCUGGUUUCAUGGCGCUGAUCGUCCCCUGGCAGCUGGGGGAGGUGGAGCUGGCUCUCACCUACGAGAUGUUCAUAACGGUCAACGCCACCGACAUUAUCCACCGGUCAGACAUCAGCACUUCCACUCUCAGCAUCACUCUGAAAAGGACUCAAAGCUGUGAGAGCGAGUAUCUGACGGCCAGCAGCCGCGUCCUCUCUGCAGCUUGUAUCACUCAUCCCAAACUCAUUGUUCACUACACGGCCGUUGACUCGGCACAGGAUCAAGUGUUCACGCUUGACGUUUCCUCUGCUCGAUGGUGGCUCCGUCACAAUCAUCUGUGGGCCAAUGAGGUGUGGGCGCACUGAACCAAACAGUCUCUGGUAGGACUUCUCUUUGCUUUCCUUCAAACUGUGUAUGUUCCAGAGACAUCAGCUGACUCUGUUUUCCUCAUUUCAUUGGUGUUUUUCGGAACACGUGUGUUUCUGUUGGCUGUGUGUUUGUAACAAUAAUGGUCAUAUUUCAGUUUAGUCUUUGACUGUGAAACAUAAAAUCAUAACCAAAGACUGACGCCAGCAUUAGUGUUUCACAAAGAUAACUUUGUUUUGUUUUAAAAUAUAUUUAAGGAUUUUUGUUUUUAGUUGUUGUUUCCUGAACGGUCCUUUUAGCUAACGUGUCUCUGGUUUAUGUCACUCAGUGUCUGUCGGGAACAGAGAUGUUACAGGUAUCAAAUUAAGUUUCUAACAGCAGUGUAAAUGUGAUGUGAGUGUAUAUAUUUGUGACGUGUUUAGUCUUUGACAGUAUGAUGUUACUGUGUUGUGUUAUUGAUUGUCAAACCUCAACUGUUGCUCGUUCCUGAGCGGAUUUCUAUUUUCUUUGUAUGCACCUUUGUACGUUUUAUAAAAAACAAAAAAAAAAAUUGUUCUCCAGACUCUGCGGUGUUUGUUCACAGACGGGAAAGAAAUCCUAAACAAAUAAUUUCAGUGAUAAAAGUUAAAAGGUUGGCAGGUAGGUAGCUGUUUUGGUUUGCAUGAGUGUGUUAGCAGCAUCGUUCAUCAGUCUCAUUAGCUUUUAUUUAGCAUUUUAGUGAUUUAUUUUUGG
Molecule: messenger RNA, 1288 nt
Organism: Epinephelus moara (kelp grouper)
Lineage: Eukaryota; Metazoa; Chordata; Actinopteri; Perciformes; Serranidae
Product: protein TOPAZ1-like
Exons: 3
Coding region: 67-555 (162 amino acids)
Biological process (GO): spermatocyte division; spermatid development
Source: RefSeq, a predicted model, not a curated record